Molecule: messenger RNA, 2451 nt
Organism: Rotaria sp. Silwood1
Lineage: Eukaryota; Metazoa; Rotifera; Eurotatoria; Philodinida; Philodinidae
Source: the annotation of a GenBank genome assembly
AUGGACGAAAUCUUUGCUCAUGCUAAAAAUAUUCUGGUUAUCUGGGCUCCUGAUGUUAAACCAGAAAAUUUACCAGUCUUUCAAGAAACAAUACAAACCAAAGCAAAACAAGCUAGUAUUGCCUUUGAAAACGUGGAUAUGCUUUUUGAGUCUCAUCGUUCAUCAUCAGCAUUUGAUAUAAUACUUUUUGGUCUUGUAAGUAAACGAGAUACACGAAUAACGAUUGAUAUUUUAAAUGAAUUAUUUCGUUUACUUCGUCCAAAUGGUUAUCUUAUAACACAUGUUGAACAUACAAAACAAUCGCAAACAAUUGAUCAAUUUAAAAUGUGUGGUUUUAGUAGUUGUAAUCCAUUAGAUACAAAUUCAUCGUUUUUAAUUGAAAAUAAAAAUGAUGAUGUUAAAAAACUUGGUUCAUUAUGGUUAUGUCAAAAACCAUCAUUUGACAUUGGUUACUCAGUACCAUUACGAAAUGCAACUGAUAGUCGUAUGGGGCAAACAUCAUCAUCAUCAACAGCAGCUGGUGGAAAAAAAACAUGGACAAUGGAAGAUGAUGAUUUAAUUGAUACAGAUGAAUUAUUAGAUGAAAAUGAUCGAAAAAAACCUGAUGUUAAAAAAUAUGAUUGUGGUACAACAUCGACUGGUGUUCGAAAAGCAUGUAAAAAUUGUACAUGUGGUUUAGCACAAGAACUUGAACAAGAAGAACAUACAGCAGCAAAACAAUCGGUUAAAUCAUCAUGUGGAAGUUGUUAUCUAGGCGAUGCUUUUCGAUGUGCUGGUUGUCCAUUACGUGGUUUACCACCGUUUAAACCUGGCGAACGUGUUACCGUACCAAAUAUGUCCGACAAAAGUAUCAAUGAUGAAAUCAAAUUUGAAUAUAUACAAGAUAACAUUUGUUAUGGAAAACGGGUUCUGUGUUACUAUACCAAUUGGUCGGGUUAUCGACCAAGUGCUGGACGAUUUUCUGUUCAAGAUAUUGAUCCUAAUUUAUGUACACAUAUUAUAUAUUCAUUUGCAAGUGUUCGAGGAAAUGGUUUAGGAACAACUGAGGGAAGCGAUCCUGAAAAUUAUAAACAAAUCAUUGCAUUGAAAGAGAAAAAUCCUGACUUAAAAGUCAUGCUUGCAGUCGGUGGUUGGAAUCAUGGAUCAGAACCAUUUACACGAAUGGUUGCUACAGAACAAUCACGACAAGAAUUUGUUGAAAAUUCAUAUAACCUUAUUAAACAAUAUGGGUUUGAUGGUCUUGAUCUUGAUUGGGAAUAUCCAGCUGAUCGUGGUAGUCCACCUGAAGAUCGACAGCGAUUUACACAAUUAGUUGAGCAAUUAAGUAAAAAAUAUAAACCUGAGGGUCUUUUAUUAUCAGCUGCAACACCAGCAACACCUUGGAGAUAUGAUGGUAGCUAUGAACCUGAAAUUUGCAAACAUUUAGAUUUUAUUAAUAUGAUGACAUACGAUUAUACUGGUCAAUGGGAAACUAUUGCUGGACAUAAUAGUCCAUUAACAAGUCAAAAACAAACUGUUGAACACAUGUUAAAAAAACCAGGUUGUACACCGGAUAAGUUAAAUUUAGGCAUGGGUGCAUAUGGACGAACUCAUCAACUUGCUAAUCCUUCAGCGACAGCAAUUGGUUCUCCUACUCUUGGUGGUGGUGCCAUGGCUGGUGCAUACACAGGAGAAAGUGGUUUUAUGAGUUAUUAUGAAGUAUGUCAAAAACUUAAGGAAGGAUGGAAAAAAGAAUGGUCGGAUCAACAUAAAGUACCAUAUGCCUACUCUGGUUCGAAUUGGGUUGGUUAUGAUGAUACAGAAAGUAUUGCUCUUAAAGCUGAAUAUGUCAACGAAAUGAAUUUAGGUGGAGCUAUGUUUUGGACAAUGGAUUUAGAUGAUUUUCGUGGUGAACAAUGCGGUGAAGGAAAGUAUCCAUUAAUUAAUACGGCGAAAGAUAUUGUCAAUGGAAAAGGGCCAUCAACAAAACCCCCGAUAACGCGUACUACACCCACAAUGACAACACACACUACAUAUACAACUACACCAAAACCUGAUCAAACAGAUACGGCAGCAGUGUAUUGUCUAUAUUCAAAAGAAAAGCAAAUUUAUGCAAAUGUCUCAAAUGAUUGUCAAAGUUAUUAUGAAUGUCUGAUAACACCUAGUGGCAAGCAGAUAACUGUAUCACGAAAAUGUCCUACACCACUCAUUUAUUCUGAAGAUAAAAAGAGAUGUAUGAAAGAAAAAGAAUUAAGUGAUGUUCAAAUAAAAUGUUCAACAAAAUUGCGAAUUCCAGCAGCACCAAUAGCAUCAACUAAUUGUUGGGAUCCAUCAUCUUUCGUAAGUGAUUCAAUGUGUCGUUUCUUUACAGAUUGCUCAAGCAAAAGUCGUUAUGAAUGUCCAUCUGAUUCAUCAUUUGCAUUGAGUCUAAAACGAUGUGUACCAAAAGAAAAUGUUCAAUGUUGGUAUUAA